Molecule: messenger RNA, 3017 nt
Organism: Ooceraea biroi (clonal raider ant)
Lineage: Eukaryota; Metazoa; Arthropoda; Insecta; Hymenoptera; Formicidae
Gene: AstA-R1
Product: allatostatin A receptor 1
Biological process (GO): G protein-coupled receptor signaling pathway
Cellular component (GO): plasma membrane
Molecular function (GO): G protein-coupled receptor activity
Source: RefSeq, a predicted model, not a curated record
UGUAGACCAUCGGGGAUCUCAGUACAAAACCACCCUCAGAGCUGGUGUUAUCGCAGUAUACACGAAUUCUUCUCGCGACUCGGCCAAUACACCAUUAACAAGUUUCUCGAUAAAAACUUUUGCUAGAAGCAAAAUUAUUUUCAACGAUAAAGAUAUUUUCAUCAAGUUCAUUAAAACUUGCUGGCAGUUCCCGAUUUUGAAUUUACCGUGAUUGUAUUAACGCAUCAUUAUAAAAGAAAAACCGCCCUUAUAAAACUGUUUUAACAACGAUUGACGAUCGAGAAUUUAAAACGGAACAUGUGAAAUUGUUUUUUUAAAAAAUUGUGUGCAUCGUGAUUAUUAUAUGACGGAAUAGUUCAACAAGCGACCCGUCGCACCCCCGUCAGCUAAAGGGAACUACAUAUCGCGCUACAAACUUUAGUUUGUCAAGUUCAAGCGUUUGGCGGUAAGCGGCCGAAUAUACGAAACGUGAAGCGUGAUGUUACCUAUAAAAACUACAAUAAUUGUUAUUUUAAAUUACUUAAAUAUUUAUCACAAUGUUCAGUGCAGUGUACUUCGGUUUAAUCAGAUUACAGAAUUCUUGGGAAUUUAAUAGAAACUCAACUUUAGAUAUGUAUUAUGGAAUUAAUCAAGAAGGCCAAAGGUAAAAAAGAUUGAUAACGCAAAUAUCAUACUAAAUAUACAAAAUCAACGUCAAUGUUUUAAUAAAAUAAAUGACAUUUGGAUAAUGUACGACGCAGAAAAUGUGCAACUAAAAUCACAAAGUAUGUAUGACGACAAUUAAACAAAGAAAGUUAUGAAGCCAACAUUUAUUCAUGCACUUUUAAUAAUUUGAACAACAAAAUUGAACGGAAUUGAGAAAGCGAAAUAUUAUGUUAACACGUUCAUGCGAAACGUAUGGGCAAAUUUUAAGAAAAAUUACUCGUCAUCUCGGGAUCUUUUGAUUUUUGAAGUUUCUCACAGAACUUGACUGAAAACUCGUAAAAGUUAAUGACGUGAAAGAACGACAAGCGAUGCACCAGCGAAUCACCAAUUGCGGACGCUCGAUGUCAUUCGGUGGCGGAAAUGAACGUCGCGGGAAAAAGGGAUGUUCUCGGUAUCCCCGACAUAGGCAGGGGUCGCGGGAUCCUUACGACGAGGCUAGGAUCCCAUUAAAGCAAUCCGCAAGUUUAUUAUCACUGUAAUAUAUGUGUUACGUAUAGUUCCUAUCUCGGCUCGGCUGACUUGACAAGUUUGCCGCGACGUAGCCGGAAGAUCCAUAAAUCGAAUCCCAGAUCGCAGGUCGAUCUUGAGCGAGGAUGGAGUCGGCAGUCGCGAAUCUUGCAAAUUUGAGCAAUGCACUUGCCAACUGCAGCGGAGAAGCCUGUGAUGGAAUCAAAUUCGACUUCGAUCGCGAACUGGUGGGGAAGAUCCUUAUGGUGGUAGUACCAUUGUUCUUCGGCAUGAUCGGCAUUCUUGGUCUCGCUGGGAAUUCACUGGUGGUCGUAGUAGUGGCGGCCAAUCCUGAAAUGAGGUCAACCACGAACAUCCUCAUCAUCAACCUCGCCGUGGCGGAUCUGCUGUUCAUCGUAUUUUGUAUACCGUUCACGGCUACUGAUUUCGUGAUGCCAUGGCCGUUCGGCAAUAUAUGGUGCAAGAUUGUUCAAUAUCUGAUCAUCGUCACUGCCUAUGCGAGCGUUUACACCCUGGUCCUCAUGAGCCUCGACAGGUUCCUAGCGGUGGUCCAUCCGAUCGCCUCGAUGUCUUGGAGAACAAAAGAUCACGCUGUGCUGGCAAUUUGCAUCGCGUGGGCGGUAAUCUUGAUAUUUUCUACGCCUGCACUCAUGAUUCACGGUGAGAUUCGCUACGUGUUUCAGGUGAACGAUGUGGCGGAAAACUUGACAGCCUGCCGGAUCUUACCGCAGUACGAAUGGUCCCACUUCCAGGUGCCCUUUUUUGUAACAAGCUAUGUGUUACCCCUCACACUGAUAUGCAUGUUUUACAUGUGCAUGUUGAACAGACUGUGGCGUGGUUCACGCGCCAGCGCCGAAAGCCGACGCGGGAAAAAACGAGUCACCAGGCUCAUUCUCGUCGUUGUCGGUGUCUUUGCGGCUUGUUGGUUCCCCAUACAGGUGAUAUUGGUGAUCAAGUCUGUGGAGAAGUUCCCGCUUACGCCGGCGACGUUAAUACUGCAGAUUACCAGUCACAUUCUCGCCUAUACCAACAGUUGUGUUAACCCCAUUCUUUACGCCUUCCUAAGUGACCACUUUCGCAAAUCCUUCCGGAAGAUCAUUUAUUGCAGGCCGCGACCGGAGCCAAUCAAUCGGCUGGGACCAGCGACGAGGACCACGAGAGCUGCCAGUACUGGCGAUAUUCUUUAGAUGUAAAUGCAGGAUGGCGGCACGGAUCGGCACGUCCUAGCACGGUUCUAUUUAAAACAGCGAAUGUCUAUUGUUCAUAUAGGAUAUUCGGUGUUUGAUGUCGCGUGAUAACUAACGAAGAUGUCAGGCAGUUUUUAAUCCUUCAAGCUCCUCCGCCAAAUGCGUGUGUGGUACACAGUAAACUUUUAUAUUCUCUCUAUUUCUUUACCGACGGAAUAAAAUGCCCGUAACUCGACGCGGACAUUAAGGGUAAACGUUCAGAAGGUGUAGACAGUAUGCGUCUAGCACGCAGAAGUAAUUGCAGACAUCCAAGUUGGAGUUGUACUUGUAUUCAAUUGUUGUAAUUGUUAUUAUUGAUGAUCCUCUUCCUACGAAUGGAUUUCGCAGGUUCGAAUUCGCAAUUACGUAUCGCCGAUAUUCGCCACGUGCGUGCGUGCGCGCGCGCGCGCGUGCAUGAUGCCCGCGACAGAGAGAGAGAGAGAGAGAGAGAGAGAGAGAGAGAGUGAUGUUAGGAAAUCUUUAAAUGUAAAACGCGCAAGCUCAUUUCCUGACGCUCGUCCGUUCAAGGCCGCUAACUCGAGAGGCUUGUAAGGCAAUUGUCAGGAAAUUACAGCCACGAGGAUUGUAAAGUGUAUCAAUAAAGAUAUUGAAAUAAUA